UCGCACCACUGUACUCCAGCCUAGGUGACAGAGCAAGACUCUGUCUCAAAAAAGAAAAAAAAAAAAAGAAUUAUUGGAGAGAAGAGGAUGAACCAGUGAGGUGGAAGAAAUACCAUGAGAGUAUAUUCUCUCCAAUGCAAAUGAAGAAAAUGUAUCCAGGAGGAAGGAGUGAUCAACCAGGUCAAAUGCUACCAAAAGGCUAAAUAAGAGAAGGACUGAGAAUAACCAUUAGGGUCCAGCAACACCAAGGCUAUUGAUGACCUUGACAAGAAUAGUUCAGUGGAGUGUGGGAGUAAAAGAUUGGCCAGAGGGAUUUAAAGAGAGAACAGGAGAAAAAAAAUUGGACGCACUUAGUAUAGACAGCUAUUUCAAGGAAUUUUGCUGCAAAAGUGAGCAGAGGAAUGGGGCAAUAGCUGGUGGGGAAAGUGGAGUCAAAAAAAAUUUUGAGAUGGAGUCUUGCUCUGUCGCUAGGCUGGAGCGCAGUGGCGGGUGCAAUCUCGGCUCACUGCAACCUUUGCCUCCCGGGUUCAAGCGAUUCUCCUGCCUCAGCCUCCUGAGUAGCUGGGACUACAGGCACACACCACCAUGCCUAGCUAAUUUUUGUAUUUUUAGUAGAGACGGGGUUUCACCAUGUUGCCCAGGAUGGUCUCGACCUCUUGACCUCGUGAUCCGCCCACCUCAGCCUCCCAAAGUGCUGGGAUUACAGGCAUGAGCCACCAUGCCCGGCCUCAAAAAAAAUCUUUUUUAACAUGUGGGUUGAUACUUCACUCAAUAGCUGUAGCUUAUUGGUUGCUUUUCCAGUCUAUUCUACCUCCAAAAGCUCUCCCAGAUUUUUGUCUCUCCAGCCUGUUACCCCUGCCCUAUGUCAGGCCCUCAUCAUCUUUUGUCUGCAUUCCUACAGUAAUAGUCCAGUGUGUCCUGCAGGCUGCCACCAGCAGAGUCAGCCUGAAAACCACUGGGCACAGUUCUCCCUUGCUGUUUCCUUUCCUAAAGGAUGGAAAUUGGAUGCUUGGAUGAGGGAUGGAUGCUGUUUCCUGUGUAUGAAUCAGGGUCCCAGCAGGAAAGACAGAACGCACCCCAGUGAGAAUAACGUGAGAGGCUGGGGGUGGUGGCUCAUGCUUGUAAUCCCAGCACUUUGAGAGACCGAGCCAGAAGGAUUGCUUGAGCCCAGGAGUUUGAGAUCAGCCUGGGCAACAUAGUGAAAAGCCCCCUAUACAAAAAUACAAAAGUUGGCUGGGUGUGGUGGCGGGUGCCUGUAGUUCCAGCUACUUGGGAGGCUGAGGUGGGGAGGAUCACCUGAGCCCAGGGAGGUUGAAGCUGCAGUGAGCUGUGAUUGUGCCACUGUAUUCCAGCCUGGGCAACAGAGUGAGACCCUGUCUCAAAAAAAAAAAAAAAAAAAAAAAAAAAAAACAGAAAAGAAAAAAAGAAUAAUGUGAGACUUGACUAAAGGGAUUGUUUCCAUAGGAAUGGGCAGGGUAUAGGGAGAUCACAAGGGUUAGUGCAGUUUCCUGAGACUGCUAACAUGGCCUGUUUCCCCUAGGACUGAAGAAGGUCCCUGGAGGGGAGGGAAUGGGAAGAUACAGGUUCUGGAAAUCUCAGUGAGGCUGAAGAGUGAGUUCCUCCCAAGAACCUGGAAAUAAGGGUGGCUCCUGAGAGUUACAAAAAACCCGCCUAGAACACAUGUGGGAGUAAAUCCAAAAUGGCUGGUCUGUAAAUGUGUGACUGAGUGUUUGGGAACCAACUAAAGUCUGUCAAGGGUGGUGGCUGAGGACGCCUCGGGGAGGUUGGGCUGGAGGGGGACCCUAUUGGGUGAACAGAAAUCCCAAUUGUAUUAAGUAAACUAAUAAAGGUAAAGCGUUUACUGUAGUGUCCAUCACUCAGCAAGCACUAAGGAAGUAGAUGCUUUUUUUUGCUUUUUUUUUUUUUUUUGUGAGACAGGGUCUCGAUCUGUCCCCCAGGCUGGAGUAUAAUGACAUAUACAAUGGCACCAUCUUGGCUCACUGCAGCCUCUGACUCCUGGCCACCUCACCUGGCUGAUGAUUUUUUUUUUUUUUUUUUUUUUUUGAGAUGGGAGUCUUGCUCUAUCACCAGGCUAGAGUGCAGUGGCACAAUCUCGGCUCACUGCAACCUCUGCCUCCUGGGUUCAAGCAAUUCUUCUACCUCAGCCUCCUGAGUAGCUGGGAUUACAGGCAUGCACCAUCACGCCCAGCUAAUUUUUUGUAUUUUUAGUAGAGAUGGGGUUUCGCCAUGUUGGCCAAGCUGGUCUCGAACUCCUGAGCUCAAGUGAUCCACCUGCCUUGGCCUCCCAAAGUGCUGGGAUUACAGGUGUGAGCCACUGCACCCGGCCCUGAUGCUAUUGUUAAACUCAGUUUGGAGAAAGGCUAUGUGGACAGAAGAUAGAUCACAGGGAAGGGGGGGUCCUAAAAGCACGUGGGGAAAACGUAUAUUCUGUCUUAGAGAUGCUAGGACGAACUGUCUUUAGAAUGAAGGCUGCCCCAUGACAGGAAGCAAGGUUUUAAGGUUACUUGACUGAGAGACUCCUCAUACCCUUUCCCCUCUUGGGGGUUCCAGACUCACUGAGCUAACUUUCUGGUAACUGGGCUUCCCAAGGGGUAGCCCAAACUGCCUUGAUCUAUUGAUGCAGAAAUUCGGUUCUGCUUGACAGUUUUAUUUCUCUGUGCAGAUUAAUACCUAGCCUUCUGGGGUUUGUACAUAGGCCUUUAUUCUGGUCAAAUGCCAGACCUGCAAAGGGAGUCGGGUCCACUCACUGAACCAGUGAAACUGGGUUUUGGAGCCAGAGGUCUGGGAACCAUGUCCCUCAAAACAGCCAAAGGUAUCCAUCUUUAGCAGAACUACCUUGUACCAGUUAAUCUGCAAUAAGUGACUAGGGAGAGAAUGAAGGGAAGAUCUAGCUAGACAGGGUAGACAAGACUCCAGGGUAUAGCCAGGAAAGGGAGUCCUCCUGAAGCCUUUGCCUCAUCUUAGGCACUUCCACCUUCAGGAAGCUUUCCUUGAUCCUUGCUGUACCCAGGCUGGGGUAAGUACCCUCAUGUGCACUUUUCAUGGCACUAACUAGUCACACUGGGCAGGGAGCAUUUGUCUACUUGUCACAACAUAUCUGAGCUUUUGGAAAAUAAGGAUAAUGUCUUAUUUGUCUUUGUAGCUCAGGGGCCUGGUGCAGAGUAGGUACUCAGUUAAUGUUUCUUGAGUGCAUGACUUGGCUGAAUGAAUGACUGAGACGGAAUGGAUUGAUUAAAGACAAGAGAGGGUGGACUGUAAGCCCCCCAGGAUAGUCCCCAGUGCCCAGCACAGUGCCUAGCAGAAUCAAUGCCCAAAGUGUUCCCGAUAUGCUGACCGAGGGUCAGAUCCCACUUGCCUCUUCUCGAAGAUUCUCUACCUGACCACUUCUCUCCUUGCUGCCGCUGGCUAGCACAGAACAUCCAGUCCCCGCUGCUGUACUAAGCAACACGGAACCGGGUGGCACCUAGACUUGUUCACUGUCGCUGCAGAUGUAGAGUAGUGUCUUUUCCUCCUUCCAAGCUAGUCGCCCAGGGCAGGGUCGCCCUGUCUGGCUAGGGUGCUGCACCCGCAGCUCUCGGUAUCUUAGGUCAGACGCCUGGAACGCGCAGGCCGUUUCUGUUCCUCCGGAAAACAAUCUCUGAGCUGCGCCACGACCCGUCCCUGCGGAGCAGGAGUGGGGAAUGGGAAGGUGGGAAGGCGAGUCCGCGACUCUGCUCCCCAACCCCAGCUGGCGCGGCGGCUUUCCACGCACCACCCCCCCCCCCGCCCGCCACCCCGAUCUCCAGAUCCUGGCUCUGGCGCGGUGUUCCUUGCAGCCCCACGCUUUGCAAACUUUCGGAGUUUUACUCCAUUUGCGUCACGGAAAAGGCAGGAGGAUGACGGAGUCCAGGAAGCGAGGCAGCGGCAGCUGGCAAGCUCCCCCGCCGGGCGCUCCAACCACGGGGGCGUGAGGUGUCUCCCGGCGAGGGCGGACAGGCGGAGGGAGAGGAGGGGAGGUGGCGGUCCCAGGGACCAGCCCCGGAGGCUCUCGGGCCCCCUCGUUCCCGGGUCGUUUCCUCCCUCUCGCCUCCGGGACUGAGCGCCAGCGAGCGAGGGCGCUGGCCAGCUGGGAAGCCGCGCGGAGGAGUAGGCGGGGGCUCGGCUGCAGCGCCCCGGGCCCGCGGGAGGGCGGAGCUGGCCGUCCCUGCCCCGCCGGGACGCACGGAAGUGCAGCGGAGUUUGCCCGAUUCUCCAGCCUGCUUCCCCCUCCCUCCUCCCUCUCCCCACCCCUCCCCUCCCCUUUGGCGAUCCCCUCCUUCCUCAGGACGCCACCUCCCGGAAUCGCCUUUUUGUUUUGGAGCUGCCUUCUCGCUGGCGGAGCAGAGGGUCUGUGAGCGCCGGGGAAGGCAGGCUGGGGGCGCAGCCCGCCCCCCACUGGCCGGGCCCCGCAGGGCGGAGAGGAGGACGGACGGACAGACGGCUGGCCGCGUCAUCUGCUCGCCGGAGCUCACUCUCCAAACUCCAAACUGUUGAGUGUGUGCGUGCACGCGAGGGUGGUGAUCGGGGGUCGUAAGUCCCGGGGCAGAUUUCUCCAGGUCACUUGACUUUUCUUCUGGGAGUAGGAGUUAGGAGAGACUCCCCUCUAACCCCCCAGAGGCUGCUAAGGGAGGAGGAGACUGUGGACAUGAGCCCUCCCUGCUCACAAGCAUGUGCCUGGAGACCUGAUAGGGCAGUUUCUGGGCCAUGUACAUUGCUUUGAAGAGCGGGAGACUGGACAGCAUCUGUGGGUGCUGAGACCCCACCUUAGGACCUGGGAGAUUGAACUGUGUAAGCGCCAUUCAGCUGCGAGUGCAUUCUUGGACUGCCUUGUGAGCAUCCUCGGUCUGGGCAGGACCCUCUCCUUCCCAUCUUUCUAUACCACCCAGCCCAGUCAUGGCACUGAAAGGCCGAGCCCUCUAUGACUUUCACAGUGAGAACAAGGAGGAAAUCAGCAUCCAGCAGGAUGAGGACCUGGUCAUCUUUAGCGAGACCUCACUGGAUGGCUGGCUGCAGGGCCAGAACAGCCGUGGGGAGACAGGGCUCUUUCCUGCCUCUUAUGUGGAGAUCGUCCGUUCUGGCAUCAGCACCAACCAUGCUGACUACUCUAGCAGCCCUGCAGGCUCUCCCGGAGCCCAGGUGAGCUUGUACAACAGCCCCAGUGUGGCCAGCCCAGCUAGGAGUGGUGGGGGCAGUGGCUUCCUCUCAAACCAGGGUAGCUUCGAGGAGGAUGAUGAUGAUGACUGGGAUGACUGGGACGACGGAUGCACAGUGGUGGAGGAGCCACGGGCUGGUGGGCUGGGCACCAACGGGCACCCUCCCCUCAACCUCUCCUACCCUGGUGCCUACCCCAGCCAGCACAUGGCCUUCCGGCCCAAGCCACCACUGGAGCGGCAGGACAGCCUGGCAUCUGCCAAGCGAGGCAGUGUGGUGGGCCGUAACCUCAACCGUUUCUCAUGCUUUGUGCGUUCUGGAGUGGAGGCCUUCAUCCUGGGUGAUGUGCCCAUGAUGGCCAAGAUCGCUGAGACAUACUCCAUUGAAAUGGGCCCUCGUGGCCCCCAGUGGAAGGCCAACCCCCACCCAUUUGCCUGCUCUGUGGAGGACCCCACAAAACAGACCAAAUUCAAGGGCAUCAAAAGCUACAUCUCCUACAAGCUCACACCCACCCAUGCUGCCUCACCUGUCUACCGGCGCUACAAACACUUUGACUGGCUCUAUAACCGCCUGCUACACAAGUUCACUGUCAUCUCGGUGCCCCACCUGCCUGAGAAGCAGGCCACUGGCCGCUUCGAGGAGGACUUCAUCGAAAAGCGGAAGCGGAGACUCAUCCUCUGGAUGGACCACAUGACCAGCCACCCUGUGCUCUCCCAGUACGAAGGCUUCCAGCAUUUCCUCAGCUGCCUGGAUGACAAGCAGUGGAAGAUGGGCAAACGCCGGGCGGAGAAGGAUGAGAUGGUGGGUGCCAGCUUCCUGCUCACCUUCCAGAUCCCCACUGAGCACCAGGACCUGCAGGACGUGGAAGAUCGCGUGGACACUUUCAAGGCCUUCAGUAAGAAGAUGGAUGACAGCGUCCUGCAGCUCAGCACUGUGGCAUCAGAGCUGGUGCGUAAACAUGUGGGGGGCUUCCGCAAGGAAUUCCAGAAGCUGGGCAGUGCCUUCCAGGCCAUCAGUCAUUCCUUCCAGAUGGACCCCCCCUUUUGCUCUGAGGCCCUCAACAGUGCCAUUUCUCACACGGGCCGUACCUAUGAAGCCAUCGGGGAGAUGUUUGCUGAGCAGCCCAAGAAUGACCUCUUCCAGAUGCUGGACACACUGUCUCUCUACCAGGGCCUGCUCUCCAACUUCCCUGACAUCAUCCAUCUACAAAAAGGCGCCUUCGCCAAAGUGAAGGAGAGCCAACGCAUGAGUGACGAGGGCCGCAUGGCGCAGGACGAGGCAGACGGCAUUCGCAGGCGCUGCCGCGUGGUGGGUUUUGCCCUGCAGGCCGAGAUGAACCACUUCCACCAGCGCCGUGAGCUCGACUUCAAGCACAUGAUGCAGAACUACCUGCGCCAGCAGAUCCUCUUCUACCAGCGGGUGGGCCAGCAGCUGGAGAAGACCCUGCGCAUGUAUGACAACCUCUGACCGCGUCUGCCUGGGCCCCCUCCUUCCCCUGGGCCUGGUCACUGCAGUGUACCCCACUUUCCCGACCUCCCUAUACCAGCAGUGGCUGGGGGAGGGGUCAGCGGUGGGGGAGAUAAGCGGCCUGUCCUGCCUCCUGGGAGAAGGAGCUUUCAAGGAGUCAUGGGUGCCCCUGGGAAAUUCCCCACUCCUUAGAAGUGGGGCACAGCAGGGGUGAGAAUAGAGUCAGGAGCCCUCGAGGCCAAGGCCUGGGCUGCCGGUCAGUCAGUGAAGGUCAGGCCAGGGUCUCAGCCUCCCCUAGAGCCUAUUUUGCUUGCUCACCUGGCCACUGCUGCCUUAUCCAUUCAGCAAACACCGAGGCCUGCUGCACCCCUGGGUCGGACGCUGGGCACCCAGGGCUGUGACAUGCCUGCUCUUCAGGAGUCCUCAGUGAAGGUCGGGGUCAGACACAGACAGAGUCAAUGCAGUAUGACUGAUGGUUAAGCGAGGGAUUUCUGGAAGCUCAUAGAAGGGACCACAGCAUUCCACGGUCAGGGAAGACUCCAUAGAGUAGGCAACAUUCGGGCAGUGUUUUGAAGAAUGACGAGGGCCUGCCAGACAGUACAUGGGGGAGAAGGACUUUCAGGGGAGAGGAACAGCAUGGGCAAAGUUAUGGAGGCAUGCAAACAUCUCCCUCUUCUCUCCCUUACUUUCCAAGCAAGUUAGGUACGCUUUCCAUGGGGAUUCUGGCUUGUGUGGUAGGAAGGGAUCUCCCUUGCUCCCAUGUUGCUGGCUGUCCGUACAUCACCCUGUCCCCUGCAGGAGGGGGCUACAGGCCAUCUCCCUCCUGUAGGCCUCUGACUCCUCUCCACUUUUGGGCCCUCGGCUUAUCUCGGGUAGGGGACCAUUGCAGCAUCCUCCCCUCCGCGGGCUCAAGGUGCUGAGGUAUAAGCCCUGGGCCCCAGAUCCCUGGUGACACCUUCCUGGAGAAGACUCUCAAAAGUGACUGUAUAUUUGAGUUCACCAGCAAUAACUCCCCACACUCGAAGCAGGUCCAAACCCAGGAUCCCAGGGUCCUUGGGCUCCGUGGCACUGUCUUCCCCAGAUCCUUCCUGUUGCACAAUGGGAAACAUAAGAGGAAAAAGACAGGGGCCUGCCUGCCCAGCCAUGCGAGGGAUUCCGUGCCCACCUGCCCUCUGCCUGCCUCGCUGGAAUGUGGGCCCCUGCUCGCAGUCAGGUUGUGCUGUCUCUGACCUAUGUUUACAUCCCCGAGGGGUUUCUGCCUCCUCCCCACCCAGGUCAGGGUGUGGUCCAGCAGCUUGCUGUGGGGUGCUGACCUGUGUCACCACUGCCCCCCUUGCCCCCGGGGGGGUCAUGGUCUCCUCCUGGAUGCUGCUCCUUGAAUCUUUUUUCUUGAUAAACCUUUUACAAUUAAGAUAACACAA
Gorilla gorilla gorilla (western lowland gorilla) is the source of this 8078-nucleotide messenger RNA. RefSeq names its product sorting nexin 33 (gene SNX33). Lineage: Eukaryota; Metazoa; Chordata; Mammalia; Primates; Hominidae. The transcript is spliced from 3 exons. Gene Ontology annotation, biological process: cleavage furrow formation; plasma membrane tubulation; endocytosis. The coding region runs from base 4933 to 6657 and encodes 574 amino acids. Gene Ontology annotation, cellular component: plasma membrane; cytoplasmic vesicle. Gene Ontology annotation, molecular function: phosphatidylinositol binding; protein binding. The record is from RefSeq and is a predicted model, not a curated record.